AUGUCAGCUCAAGAUUACACAGACAAGUGUGGAGAUUUAAGUUUACAAAGAAAAGGAGAAGAUCAAAUUACAUCAGUUGAACAAACUCAAGGAGCAUCAACAUCACUAGAACAAAAUAUGUUGACCAAUACCAAUCAAAUUACAGCAACAAAUGAUCAACUUACAUCAUCAAAUGUGAUUAUAGGAAGAAUCAGAAAAGCAAAAGGGAAGCGAGUAGAGAAGAAAGAAGAGAAAGAUGAUGGAGAAGAAAGUUAUGAGGAAAGCAAAGAAGAGACCAGUCAUGGAAAUCAACAAGAAAAGAAGAAAACUAAGGUUAAUGCGGUAGAACAUUUGAUAAAUAGCCCAGUAGAAAGAGGAGUACUCACUGGUUUAGGUUAG
Molecule: messenger RNA, 378 nt
Organism: Melampsora larici-populina 98AG31
Lineage: Eukaryota; Fungi; Basidiomycota; Pucciniomycetes; Pucciniales; Melampsoraceae
Exons: 1
Coding region: 1-378 (125 amino acids)
Source: RefSeq, a predicted model, not a curated record